Messenger RNA from Daucus carota subsp. sativus, 2131 nucleotides. RefSeq names its product monooxygenase 2-like. The transcript has 4 exons. Bases 920 to 1192 code for a protein of 90 amino acids. The record is from RefSeq and is a predicted model, not a curated record. Lineage: Eukaryota; Viridiplantae; Streptophyta; Magnoliopsida; Apiales; Apiaceae.
GUGAAGAUUUUUAUUGAAGUUUAUUUUUAAGGUGGUUAGUGAUUCUAGAUUAGCUUCUAUAAUUUUGGACCAGGAAUGAAUAUUCUCUUCAUGGACUGAAUUUAGUGAGGACAUCUAUAUCUAUAUAGAAAGGAGGUUCUUGGCUGGAUUACGUGGCAUCCUUGAGAGUGCUUCUAAUCAAAUUCUCUUAUGGCCUGUUUGGAAACCUGGAUUUCAUUUGAAAUCCAGGAUUUGAUCAAAUAACUUGUUUGGGAAUUUAGAGUUGGAUUUCAUUUCAAAUCCAGACAUUCAAAUGUUAGUAUAAAUCUGAGGAUUUGAAAUGACAACUCAAAUCCUGUCAUUUGAAAUCCAUCAUUUGAAAUGAAAUGCAUGUUUCCAAACGGCCCCUUAAUUUUCUUGUUUUGUCAUUUUAUCCCAUAAUCCCCGGAAUCUGAGCAAAUAGAAGCAGCCGUUUCUAGCAAAAUACCAAUAGAUCAUUAUCAUUUAUUAAAAUCAGUUAUAAUCUCUACACCUUCUGAAACGUAUCUCUCUGUCACAUAUGCACACAAUGUUUUAAAUUAAAUCCUAAUAUCGAUGUUCAUGAAAUUAUGAUAAAAACCCAACAACCCAGAAAUGCUUCUACUGAGAAACGCAGCAGCCUUCUACAUUUCUACAUGUUUGCGAAAAUGUCACGGUGAAUUAAGAUAACGCAGAUGUGGGCUUUACUGAGAGACUCAGGUUUCAAGAAUCAAGAAGUUGCAAAUAUGGAUUUUCAUGUUCAUACUUGUGGAAACAGGAAGCUAAUUCUGGUUUGUACUCUGGGUAAGCAAGAAGAGGUAAAAAAAAUGAUUCAAGAAGAAGUCACUGUCCAUGGAUUUCUCAGUUAUAAAGAUUGAUGACUUAAACAGCUAUUGGUUUGAGCAAGUAGCAGAAGAUACUGAUGGGUGCAGAAGGUGAAGUGAAGUAUGCGGUGGAUUUGAGCUGGAAUAUGCGGUCUUGCUAUAUUGCCCUUGCUCUUCACAGAAAAGGUAUAAGAUGCACAGUUUUGGAAAGAUCGGAGAGUUUGAGAUCUUCUGGGGUAGCCCUCACCAUUAUGCCAGAUGGAUGGCACGCAUUACAUCAGCUUACUGUUGCUUCCGGCUCUUCCUCGGUUGAAGAGUAUAUCAUUAAACCAGGCCUUUUGAAAUGGCUAAAUUCAUUGCAAGAACUGUAACCUCUGCUGUUCUACUUGUAAUUUUCUUCAAUACUGAAGUGAGUGGUCGAUUUCGCAUUUUAAGGCCGCGGAUCAGGUGGUCUCAGAUGGUCAGGUUGCUAAUAAUGCUGCUGAGGAAGUAAUCGAUCCCUCUGUUUUGCGGCCAAAGAGAAUGGAUGAUUCAGCUGAGGUGCAAUGUGAGCAUAUGUAUGGUUAUUUGCCAUGCGCAGACGUCUAUUAAGCCAUCUUUCUCUCAUUGCGGUCUAUGAGUUCAUACUGUUUCAUGGCGGAAGUUAUCUUUUGUUCUCAGACUGUCCCUGUCUCCGGAGAUCCUGGCCAACGUUCCAGUGGAUUCUUAGGAUUAUCAAGCUUAUCUCAAGAGUCGUCUCGAUUUCGCUUGUGUUGCUGUUGCUUUGACUUGUUUUUUUGAUCUUGCAUCCGAUUAUGUUGUGAUUGAUGAUCUAUUUAUUACAAAUAUACAACUACUAAACCUUGCAUUAGGGUUUUUUAUGUUGAUAGUUUUUGGGCCUUUUUCUUUGUUAGAGGCAUCUUCGUUUCGUUUCACCUACUAAUUUUGAGUAGACCUGGCAAUUCGUGCAGAUCGUGUACUUUCGUGUCGUGUACUCAAAAGCCAAACACAAAACCGACCUGUUUAGUGUUCGUGUAUUUUUGUGUCGUGUACUUCCGUUUUCGUGUCGUUCUCGUGUCGUGUUUCGUGUAAAAUCGAAUUUAAAUAUAAAUAUAAAUAAAUAUAUAAAUUAAUGUAAAUAUUAGAUUUUUAGACAAAAAAUUUACAAAAUAGUAUGAAAUAUAUAUAUUUAAAUCAUUUACACUUACAAUAUUAUAAACUAUGUAUUAUUUUAAAAGAAAAUAUACAUAUAUUUAUUAUAAAUAUACAUAUUUAUAAUUAAAUAUUAAUAUUUAACUAUUAAAUUAUAUUUAUUUCGUGUACCUCGUGUC